Prunus avium (sweet cherry) is the source of this 769-nucleotide messenger RNA. RefSeq lists its product as uncharacterized. The record is from RefSeq and is a predicted model, not a curated record. Lineage: Eukaryota; Viridiplantae; Streptophyta; Magnoliopsida; Rosales; Rosaceae.
CUUUCGUUAUUAUUCGUGUUUUGAAAAUGAAAAGAUUUCAAAAAGGAAGAAAAGAACAAAAGAGAAAAAAACACGCAAAGCGUGGUAGCGUGAAGGGAGAGCGAUCUCUCCAAAGAGAAAACCUUGACACAGAGAAAGAGAGAGAGAGAGAGAGAGAGAGAGAGAGAGAGAGGGAAAGUUUCACAGAGACUUCUGGAGAGAUGAGUGAAAUUUGUGGCUGCAGAUCGUUGAGUUUGUUUGUAUUAUUGGCUUCAAUUUCUCUACAAUUCAUCCCAGGAAUUUCUGAUGAUUCAUCGAGUUCCAAAAAUGAUAAAAAAGCUGAGACGCAUUCUACUUCCAGUCACACUGGAUCUACGUUGGCCAUCAUAUUCCUCGGACUUGUAGUAGUUGCAUUGUUCUCCUUUUUCCUUUUCAAGCUAUGGCAAAAGAAGAAACGAGAAGAACAGUAUGCCCGUCUUUUGAAGUUGUUUGAAGAGGAUGAUGAACUUGAGCUUGAACUUGGUCUUCGGGAUUGAAAAACUUGGAGUUAAUUAAAGUCAUGGCUUGAAUGGCUUUUGUAUUUGAAAAACUCACUCCCAUAAUCAGGAUUGCAGUUUUGUGUCCGGGGUUGAGGUUAGAUAAUUUCUGUCAAUUGUGACAUUUGUAAUCUUAUCAAUCAUCAAAUGUAAUUUUUUUUCUUCUUGCUUUUCUGUUUUGUUUUUUUAAUAUGAUUUCAUGUGAUAUGUGAGCUAAGGAAAGAAUAUUAUUUUGUAUGAAUGCUGACCUUGAA